Messenger RNA from Cucumis melo (muskmelon), 1730 nucleotides. Its product is annotated as membrin-11. Lineage: Eukaryota; Viridiplantae; Streptophyta; Magnoliopsida; Cucurbitales; Cucurbitaceae. Gene Ontology annotation, molecular function: SNAP receptor activity; SNARE binding. The coding region runs from base 353 to 1039 and encodes 228 amino acids. The record is from RefSeq and is a predicted model, not a curated record. Gene Ontology annotation, biological process: vesicle fusion; vesicle-mediated transport. Gene Ontology annotation, cellular component: Golgi apparatus; endoplasmic reticulum membrane; ER to Golgi transport vesicle membrane. The transcript has 4 exons.
AAUUAUUUAAAUAGCAGUAUUUUUUAUAAAAGAAAUUCAGUUUUUCUCUCUAAAUUCUCCUCCCGUGCCUUCCAUCGCCCCAUCGCCCCAUCGCCCCAUCGCCCCAUCAAUUCGUUCAGUCAUAUUUUUCUUCGUCUUCUUCUUUUCUCCCUUCAGAUCCUCGCACAGCAAUUCUUUGUUCUGUUUUUAUUUUCCCAUAUUCAUCUUCAAUUUUUCUCUCAUUCGCCUUGCAACAACCUACCAAAUUCCUCUGUUUUUGUCAUUAAUUCCCUCUUAACCAUCUGCCAUUUCGUUUCUUCUUCAUUUCGGAUUUCAUAUUUGACGAAAACCCAAAUCUUUAGUUGCGAUUCCGAUGUCGGCUUUAGAAGGAGGUGGAGGAGGUACGCUUUCGGAGAUAUACCAAAGUGCUAGGAGGCAGCUUUUGAGGACCAGAGAUGGGCUUGAGAAGCUUGAGCGUCUUGAAUACACGGCGGCUAGCGGUAUGGAUUCCCCCGAGCUUUCCUUCUCGAUCAAGAAGGAUAUUACUCAGAUCCAGUCUCUGUGUGUUGAGAUGGAUAGGUUAUGGCGGUCUAUUGCGGCCAAGUCUCAACGUGAUUUGUGGAAAAGAAAGGUGGAACAAGUUGCGGAGGAGGCAGAUUCUAUGAAACAAAGUUUGGACAAGUAUUUUCUUAGAAACCAAAAGAGGAUGAUGGAAGCAAAGGAGAGGGCAGAAUUGCUUGGAAGAGCUAGUGGCGACUCUGCUCACAUUUUAAGAAUUUUUGACGAUGAGGCACAAGCUAUGAACUCGGUUCGAAAUUCAUCACGGAUGUUAGAGGAAGCUAGUGCAACCGGAGAAGCUAUCCUUUUCAAAUACUCUGAGCAGAGGGAUCGCCUGAAGAGAGCACAAAGGAAGGCUCUAGAUGUCCUUAACACAGUGGGGCUCUCCAACUCUGUACUGAAACUCAUUGAGAGACGGCACCGAGUUGAUAAUUGGAUUAAAUAUGCAGGCAUGAUUUUAACCAUAGUUGUUGUGUUUUUUUUUGUUCGAUGGGUACGCUAAUUCUCACCCAAUGAUUGUCGUGCAAUUCAAUUCCUGAUGGCUUCUUGAAGAAAGGUACAUAAAUACACAUUGAGGCUGCUUUAAUUUGACCUCCCAGGGUUUACACCUCUAGAGGUCUCACCAUCCAGAAGACAAAAUACUACAUACUAAAUAGACUACGACGAUGUCCCCCAUGUCGAGCUUUGCUUCGCAAGUGUGAUAACUCAAUUAUUUUUCAGCUAGUCUGUAUACUCCCUUCUGGGUUGCUAUAGUAUAAGUUCUGAUUCAAGAUGCACGUAUCUGUCAGACAUGGCGUCUUAUUGAUGGUUUUGAUGAUGCUAGGCUUUUGUUUGUUACGUUUCAUGAACUUUUGAAUUUUUUCUGGUGCCUUGGUUCUAUUCUCUAUGGGUUUUUUCUUUCACUAUUGUAAUUCAAACAGGUGGAGAUUUUGAACCUACAACUAAGCUUAGUUUAUGCAGUUGAACUAUGUUAAGGUUAGUUGGCUCAACAUUCUCUUUUCCAAUUUUGGAAGGAAUGGUAAAUGUUAAGUCCUUAGGUAAAAGCUUAGAAUGAUGUUUAAACUUGAAAGUUGUACUCUUGUUGUAACAUGCUAUUUGGUUUAGAAAGUCCUCAAUUUUAGGCAUAUCAAACUUUAUCGGGAUGUACUAUUAUUUCAGCAGUUUAUAGUUUGGUUACUUUAGUUUGAUGGCAA